AUGGAGUUAAAUGAAAUGCGAGGGCCCGGCGUAUACGCAGCUGCACAGGGGGGUGAUUCCGCCCCAAAAUGGGGGCCCGGCGUAUACGCAGCUGCACAGGGGGGUGAUUCCGCCCCAAAAUGGGGGCCCGGCGUAUACGCAGCUGCACAGGGGGGUGAUUCCGCCCAAAAAUGGGGACCCGGCGUAUACAUGCCGAAUUCAGCGCAUCUUGCCAUGGUGCCACCUCCACCCGUGCGGGAUUGGAGGUACGGCCUCUGCCACUGUUGCGCGGACUGCUCGCCGUGCUUGGAGUCCUGGUGCUGUUACUACUGCCAGCUUUCUCGACAGUACAAUGUGUACUGCGACAACGGCAAACCGGAAAUAAAUUGGCUGGUGGCCCUUGGCUCAUUGCUUGGGGAUUAUUGUUGCUUCGGUCUUGUUUCCACCGUGCUGCAGUUCCUGGUUCGCAACAAACUUCGCCGCGAUUUCAACAUCCAAGGAUCGGAUUGCGGUGACGGCUGCGUCGUUGUUUGCUGCUCUCACUGCGGGCUGCAACAGGUGUUGAUGGAGUUGACGGAGCUGGGCAGGUUCCCCGGUGCGUGCUGCUACGAUGCCCCUCCCCCUGUUGUACCGAUGCAAUGA
Molecule: messenger RNA, 621 nt
Organism: Trypanosoma cruzi
Lineage: Eukaryota; Euglenozoa; Kinetoplastea; Trypanosomatida; Trypanosomatidae
Product: ama1 protein, putative
Exons: 1
Coding region: 1-621 (206 amino acids)
Source: RefSeq, a predicted model, not a curated record